AUGGGCAUGUCCAUGCAAGCAGGAAGCUCCAGUUACUUGGAGAUGCAUCCUGAACGCAAAAUCGCUCUUUUCCAGAAUCCUUACAUCCUUGGAAUCACUUUCGCCGCAGGCCUAGGUGGUCUUCUGUUCGGCUACGACACUGGCGUGGUGUCAGGUGCUCUUCUGUACAUAAAAGAGGAUUUCGAGGUGGUUAGGAAUAGUAGCUUUCUUCAGGAAGUGAUAGUUGGGAUGGCGUUGAUUGGUGCAAUAUUCGGUGCUGCGAUUGGUGGUGUGAUCAAUGAUAAUUUGGGACGUAAGAGUGCAACUAUCAUUGCAGACAUAUGCUUUGGCGCAGGGUCAGUAGUAAUGGCGACCGCACCAAAUCCUUACGUGAUCAUAGCAGGUCGAUUUCUGGUGGGUCUGGGUGUCGGUGCUGCCUCUGUCACUGCUCCUGUCUAUAUUGCAGAAGUAUCACCAUCUGAAAUAAGAGGAGGAUUAGUGAGCGCAAAUACUCUUAUGGUUACUGCUGGACAAUUUCUCUCCUAUGUCAUCAAUUUUGGCCUCACCAGAGUUCCUGGAACAUGGCGUUGGAUGCUUGGAGUUGCAAGUUUGCCAGCAGUUCUUCAGUUUGUACUCAUGGCCUUUCUCCUGGAGUCCCCCAGAUGGCUUUACAUGAAGAACAGGAAAGAGGAAGCAGUUGGUGUGCUCUCUAAGAUUUACUCAUCACCCAGGUUGGAGGACGAGAUUGCAAUUCUGGAAGAACUCCUGGAACAGGAACGCAAGAGUGAGGCGAAAGUGAAGUACAGUGAUGUUUUCAGGAAGAAAGAGAUUAGAUCUGCAUUCAUUUGUGGGGGUGGACUUCAGGCUAUUCAGCAGCUUAGUGGUAUCAGCAUCAUAAUGUACUACAGCCCCAUAAUCAUUCAGAUGGCUGGCUUCAGAUCAAACGAAUCCGCUUUGUUCCUCUCCCUCAUUGUUUCUGGCAUGAACGCAGCAGCCACAAUUCUAGGCAUCUACCUCAUUGACAUUGUUGGGCGCAAAGUGCUCGCUCUUUCUAGUUUGUCUGGUAUGACUGUGUCUUUGGUCGUUCUCUCCACAACUUGCUACCUCAUGGGACAUGGCAACGCAAGUCAAACACUUGGAUGGAUUGCUAUCUUGGGUUUGGUUUUGUAUAUUCUUUUCUAUGCCCCAGGAAUGGGUCCUAUGCCAUGGAUUGUGAACUCAGAGAUUUAUCCUCAGGAGUAUAGGGGUUUGUGUGGUGGCAUGUCGGCAACCGUCAACUGGAUUUGCAGUGUGAUAAUGUCCACCAGCUUCCUUUCCGUGGUUGAUGCCAUAGGGCUUGGUCAGAGUUUCAUGAUUCUUUUGGGAGUAUCAGCCAUUUCAAUUGUUUUUGUGAUCUUUUUGAUGCCUGAGACCAAAGGGUUGACGUUUGAAGAAGUGGCAAACGUUUGGAACGAGAGAGCCCAUGGAAAGGACAAAAACGUGCAAAGCCUUGCUGAGAAAGCAGCUUUGAGUUCCUAG
Vigna umbellata (rice bean) is the source of this 1497-nucleotide messenger RNA. RefSeq names its product inositol transporter 1-like. Gene Ontology annotation, molecular function: transmembrane transporter activity. The record is from RefSeq and is a predicted model, not a curated record. Gene Ontology annotation, cellular component: membrane. Gene Ontology annotation, biological process: transmembrane transport. NCBI's taxonomy places the organism in Eukaryota, Viridiplantae, Streptophyta, Magnoliopsida, Fabales, Fabaceae.